Messenger RNA from Malassezia restricta, 357 nucleotides. RefSeq lists its product as uncharacterized. Lineage: Eukaryota; Fungi; Basidiomycota; Malasseziomycetes; Malasseziales; Malasseziaceae. The record is from RefSeq and is a predicted model, not a curated record. The transcript has a single exon. The coding region runs from base 1 to 357 and encodes 118 amino acids.
AUGGAAACUAGCACAGUAGGUGCACCUGUCAAUGUAUGCUGUAAGGGCGCCAAGUUCUGUUCUUACCUGGCCUGGUCAAGCACGCCUUUCGACAAGCAGGACUGCAUGGCUAAGGCGGCCACUCGCUUUCCGGAAUUAGCUGUUCUGGUGAGCUUACUGGUCGUAUCGUGGGGUCUUCUUGGGGGCUGGGAAAGAACGCUGAAAGCAGCAGCACAGCCAAGCGUCGAGCAAAUCAGCGACAUACCCUGGUUAUCCUUUCCGAUUUGCUUAGCAUACUUGAUUCCUCUAUUGGUUCCUAUCACUACAUAUGUGGUAAUUGCACAUUGGACGGGGAGUGAAUUAUUCCGAUAUUCAUAG